Messenger RNA from Nilaparvata lugens (brown planthopper), 1764 nucleotides. RefSeq lists its product as uncharacterized. NCBI's taxonomy places the organism in Eukaryota, Metazoa, Arthropoda, Insecta, Hemiptera, Delphacidae. Gene Ontology annotation, biological process: chromatin remodeling. The record is from RefSeq and is a predicted model, not a curated record. Gene Ontology annotation, molecular function: catalytic activity. Gene Ontology annotation, cellular component: nucleus. Bases 1 to 1764 code for a protein of 587 amino acids. The transcript has 2 exons.
AUGAAUAGUACAACUAAUAGAGCGAUUACCAGGGCUAGGGCAUCCCCCAGAAGCGAUGAGACUGCGAUUUCCAGAGCUAGGGCAUCCCCCGUAAGCGAUGAACCUCAGGAUGGAGAAAAUACUAGGGCGUUCCCCAGAAGCGACGAAAAUGUCAUUAGAGCACCGCCACAAGCACCUAGAAUGCGAAUUUCAACAUGGAACGUGGGCUCAAUGACUGGACGCAGCACCGAAUUGGGCAAAGUACUACAACGUAGACGCAUUAAUAUUUGUUGUAUUCAAGAGACAAAGUGGAAGGGGUCUAAAUCACGGAACAUUGGCUGUGGCUACAAACUUAUAUAUCAUGGUACUAGAGCACAAAAUGGAGUUGGGAUUGUUGUGGAUAGGGAUCUCCAGGAAAGGGUGGUAGAAGUGGAAAGAGUCAGUGAAAGAUUGAUGUCUAUUAAAUUUGCUUUGGACAAUCAAUGCUGCAUGAAUGUCAUAAGUGCUUAUGCACCCCAAGCAGGUUGUACAAACGCUGAAAAAGACACAUUCUGGGAAGAGAUAAACGAUCUUUUAUGUGCCAUACCUUCCAAUGAAAACACGUAUGUCUGUGGGGAUCUGAACGGACAUGUAGGGCAGACCACAACAGUCUAUAACAGGAUACAUGGAAAUUAUGGCUAUGGAAAGGUUAAUACAGAAGGCGAAAAAAUUCUUGAGUUUGCAUCAGCACACAAUCUAGCGUUAAUUAAUACUUUUUUCACCAAGCAGCAGCAGCACCUUAUUACUUACAGAAGUGGAAAUGUGGCAUCGCAGAUUGACUUCAUAAUGACCAAUAGAGAAAAGUUGAAAACAUGUAGAGACUGCAAAGUCAUACCAGGAGAGCCUCUCACCGCCCAGCAUCGAAUCCUAGUGGCUGAAUUUAUCAUGUCAAGCCCAUUCAAGGCCAAAAAGGUUAGGACUCCAAAGAUACGCUGGCAGAAGCUUAAUAGUGAUGAGGGUAGGGAUUUUUCUCUAAAAAUGAACCACUACAUUCAAUCAAAGACACAGUAUGAAGAAGUCAAUACCAUCUGGAGCGAAGCACAAGAGUUCUGUCUUGAUACAGCAAGAAAGUGUCUGGGAGUUUCUAAAGGAGCUGUACAGAAUGACAAAGAUACCAGAUGGUGGAAUCCAGAGAUUGAUAUUAUUCUGAAAGAGAAAAAGCUUCUUUUUAAAAGGUGGCAAGGCAGCAAGACACAAGAAGAUAGAGAAAAAUUUAAGCUCGAGUAUAAACUGGCCAAGAAAGCUGCAAAAAGGGCUGUUGCACAGGCAAAGGCCGCUUCAGAGCAAGAUUUCUACACAAAGAUCGAGACCACCAAGGAUUCAAAAUUGAUAUUCAAGACUGCCAAGCAGAGGCACAACAACUGUCAAGACAUCAGAAUGGUCAAAUUUAUAAAGAAUGAGGAAGGUCAGCUUCUCACCAAAGAUGAGGACAUAAGGAAAAGGUGGAAAGAAUAUUAUGGUCAUCUCCUCAAUGAAGAAUUUCCAAUUGAGACACUGCAAUCUGAACUGCCGACAGUGGGGCCAAUUCCGUCCAUUUCAGAGGAGGAGGUAAGGGUAGCUCUCCAUGAAAUGGCCACAAACAAAGCUGUGGGGCCAGAUGAGAUCCCAGUGGAAGUGUGGAAAAUGCUGAAUGACACAGGGGUGAAAUUUAUUACUGGGGUGUUCAAUGCGGUGCUCAGUGAAGGAAUUCCAGAUGAAUGGAGGAGAAGCUACAUUAGCAGUGAAACUCAUCUCUCAUACAUUUAA